Messenger RNA from Dentiscutata erythropus, 537 nucleotides. The record is from the annotation of a GenBank genome assembly. Lineage: Eukaryota; Fungi; Glomeromycota; Glomeromycetes; Diversisporales; Gigasporaceae.
AUGUCUUUCACUCCAGAAGAACUCGAAAUCAACGAAAGUGACGAUGAACAAUAUUAUGAAGACGUGUACUUCGAUUCAGAUCUUGAUAAUGAAACCAGUGAAGUUGAUAACGAACAAAACAAUCCGACAGAAAUAUAUUCAAUAAAAAAGUCACGAAAAAAAUUAACAAAAGAUGAAUUAUUUUAUGAUCCUGAAAUCGAUAAUGAUGAUGAAAUUUGGAUGAAAAAAAAAUUGGCUCAGUAUAAUACCGAGACGACAAACCAAACGACAACAAAUCAAACAACAAAAGAAAUAACAAAUCAAACAGCAAACCAAACAAGUCAAACAGAUGCGAUAUUAUCAUGUCCCAUGUGUUUUACUGUUUUAAGUUAUCAUACCCAAAGACCUGCUAAUUCAGAUAUUGAACUAGAUGUCAAAAGCGAUGAUACGAUAAAAGAGGAAAUUUAUUAUCCCGUAGAAUGUGAAAUUUGUAGAACUAAAGUUGCAGUAGUGGAUGAAGAGGAAGUAUUUCACUUUUUUAAUGUUAUUCCAUCAUGA